ACAACAGAAAGACAGAAGAAUAAAAAAGAAAAGAAAAGAAAAACACUUCCUCGUCUGUUCGUUUUUUCUUCCUUCACUUCCUUACUCCCCCCGUCCGUCCGUCUCUCUCACUCUCUCUCUCUCCUUCUCGCGCACUCAUUUAGUUCGGAGAAAACAUGAAGGAAAAGAGGAGCAAAUUCCAGCGGGGACCAAAGUCAAAUAAAAGUUUCUCCUGAACUGGGAUCUCAUCAUUACCGAGCGGAUGGACGGACAGGAAGGGAAAUAUAAAUUCAAGUCCUUGCCGUGAUAAGCGCUUAGAUGAAUAAACAAUCGCUGAAGUCAUAAACUGCGCUCGCUCGUGAAUGUGUGACAGUCGCGCCCGCGUGCGUUGAGCCAGCCGGACUCGAGGCAUUGGAGAGGGCUCAAGUUCUAUCCACUGAAGGUCAGAGACUUCAAACCGAGAAGCAGAGGCGUCGCCACCCGUCGAUUCAGCAGCCAUGGCCGGGGCGAAACCGGGAGUACACGCGUUGCAACUCAAACCGGUGUCUGUCCAUGAGGUGCUCAAACGGGGGAGCAAGUUUAUUAAAUGGGACGAGGAGGCCAACAGCACACCCAGCCUUGUAACCCUUAAAGUGGACCCAGAUGGAUUCUUCCUCUACUGGUCUGGAGGGAACAACAUGGAUGUGGAAAUCCUGGACAUCAGUCAAAUCAGGGACACCAGGACUGGGAGGUUUGCCAAGAUGCCAAAGGACCAACGUAUACGUGAUACACUGGGUUUCAACAAAGCAGACAGCAGCCCAGAAACAAAGCUGCUAACUAUCGUCUACGGCAAUGACCUGGUCAACAUCUCCUUCCUCAACUUCCAAGCUGUGCAGGAAGGCUAUUGCAAGGAGUGGACUGAUGAGCUGUUUAAACUUGCCACAAACAUACUUUCCCAGAAUGCUUCCCGCAACACCUUCUUCUUCAAAGCUUACACCAAGCUGAAGCUGCAGGUAAAUCAGGAUGGGAAAAUCCCAGUGAAGAACAUCCUGAAAAUGUUCUCAGAUAAGAAACGUGUGGAGAUGGCGCUGGAGCACAGCGGUCUGGUCAAUAACAGGGCGGAUGGUAUAAAGCCAGAUGACUUCACCUGGGAAAUGUUCCAGAACUUUCUCAACAAACUCAGUCCCAGACCGGAGGUGGAGCGUAUCUUCGUGGAGCUUGGCUCCAAAGGGAAGCCCUUCCUGUCUCUGGAUCAGCUGAUGGACUUUAUAAACCGCAAACAGAGAGAUUCUCGACUAAAUGAGGUUCUUUACCCACCACUCAAGCGAGAUCAGGUCCGCCAGCUCAUGGAGAGAUAUGAGACCAACACCAGCCAGCUGGAGAGAGAUCAGAUCUCCCUGAUGGGCUUCACAAAAUAUCUUGGAGGUGAUGAGAACUCUGUGGUUCCUCCUGAGAGGUUGGACAUCAUCGAUGAUAUGAACCAACCCCUGUCCCACUAUUUCAUCAACUCCUCACACAACACAUACCUCACAGUGGGUCAGUUGACGGGCCUGUCUUCAGUGGAGAUGUACAGGCAGGUGUUGCUGACAGGAUGCCGCUGUAUAGAGCUGGACUGCUGGAAGGGCCGCCCACCUGAGGAAGAGCCAAUCAUCACGCACGGUUUUACCAUGACAACUGAGAUAUCGUUCAAGGAAGUGAUCGAGGCCAUCGCUGAAAGUGCGUUCAAGACGUCUCCCUACCCUCUCAUCCUGUCCUUCGAAAAUCACGUGGACUCGGCAAAGCAGCAGGCUAAAAUGGCAGAGUACUGUCGCUCUAUGUUCGGGGAUGCGCUGCUCAUUGAACCCCUGGAGAAAUAUCCGCUGGUUCCUGGUCAAUCGCUGCCAAGCCCCCAGGAACUCAUGGGGAAGAUCUUGAUCAAGAACAAGAAGAAACAUCAGCACAGGGCCUCAAAUGGUGGGAGCAUCAGACGCAAGGACGGGACAGAUGAGCAGUCCUCACCUUUGAAUGAUUGUCCAUUGUCUGAUGGGGAGGUGGGCCAGCUCAUGUCCAAUGGGGGCGAGAAGCUUGCAGAGAGGAUGGCCAAAGAUCUUGAUAUCCGCAAGUCUAUUGAUCGGGGAGAUGGGGACAGUGAAGAAGAGGAGGAAGAGGAACCCAUUCCAGAUCCAAAGAAACACAACAACACUGAUGAGGGCACUGCGUACAGUGAGGUGAAUGCUACAGAAGAGAUGUCUACGCUGGUCAACUACAUUGAACCUGUCAAAUUCAAAUCCUUUGAGGUGGCAACCAAGAGGAAUAAAUAUUUUGAGAUGUCAUCUUUUGUGGAAACCAAAGGCAUGGACACAUUGAAGAACUCUCCCAGCGAGUUUGUUGAAUACAAUAAGAAGCAGCUGAGUCGGAUCUACCCCAAAGGGACUCGUGUGGACUCCAGUAACUAUAUGCCACAGCUCUUCUGGAACGUGGGUUGCCAAAUGGUGGCGCUAAACUUCCAAACUCUCGACUUGCCGAUGCAGCUGAACAUGGGGGUGUUUGAAUAUAACGGCCACUGUGGUUAUCUCCUGAAGCCAGAGUUCAUGAGACGCACGGACAAACACUUCGACCCCUUUACUAUGGACAUUGUGGAUGGCAUCGUAGCCAACACAGUUAAAAUCAGGAUCAUCUCAGGUCAGUUUCUGAACGAUAAGAAGGUUGGGGUUUACGUGGAGGUGGACAUGUUUGGGCUUCCCGCAGACACUAAAAGGAAAUAUCGAACGAAAACUUCUAACAACAACUCUCUGGACCCGGUCUGGGAUGAUGAAACCUUUUUGUUCAACAAGGUGGUGUUGCCCACCCUUGCAUCUCUGCGAAUAGCAGUGUAUGAAGAAAAUGGAAAGUUUAUUGGCCAUCGCAUCUUGCCAGUAUCUGCAAUGCGACCAGGAUAUCACUACAUCUGUCUGAAGAAUGAGCUGAACCAACCGCUCAUGCUGUCAUCCCUACUUGUGUACACUGAGGCACAAGACUACAUUCCCAAUGAACACCAAGAGUAUGCAGAGGCUCUGACAAACCCCAUCAAACAUCUCUCUCUACUGGCCCAGAGAGAAAGACAGCUUUUAGCACUUAUGGAGGAUCUCACUGAGGGUGGACCUAUGAAACAAGAUGAAGGAGACAAAAUUGACAGUGGCUCUGUGACCUUUGACCCUAUUUGUCCUCUGUCAUCUCCAACACUUCCUUCUGUAGUCACUGAGGUCAUGAACCCUCCUGCAUCAGGCCAAAAAGAAGAUUUUGUCAACAGUGUUCUUAAAGUAAUCGAACCUCAAUCUAUUGAUGAGCUCAAACAGCACAACUCCUACCUUAAGCUGUUGAAGAAGCAAUGCAAGGAACUCAAGGAGCUGAAAAAGAAACAUCUCAAAAAGGUGUGGGCUCUCAGUAAGGAACAAAGGACUCGCUGUAGUCAACUGAACUCUGACCUCCAGAGGAAACGGAGUCAGGUGGAGAAGCGUCUGCGCUCCAGUCUGAAGAAAAAUGGGUCAGAGGAGAGUCAGAGGGAAUUGAUUGAGCUGGAUCUGGAGGUGCAGAAACAGAUGGACCAGUUCAAAGCGGAGCACAUGCAGGAGGUUCUUGAGCUUAGACAGGCACAGCAUCAGACAGAGAAAGAGGCUAAACAAUUCCACCUCAGAGAGGCCAAUCAGAAACUAAAGGAAAUCGCCCAAGAAUGCCAAGCAGCCCAGAUCAAGAAGCUCAAGGAUGUGUGUGACAAAGAAAAGAAAGAGUUACAGAAGAUGCUGGACCGGAAGAGGCUGAACAGCAUCAUUGAGGCCAAGAAAGCAGAUAAGGACAAGGCUGAGGCCAGGGAGUUGAAUGAGAUCAAUAGAAAACAUAUCAAUGAUUCGGUCAACUUAAUCCGCCAGCUGGAAGUGUCUCAAGGGAAGCGUCAAGAGAAGUUAAAAGCCCUUCACAAGGACAUCCUUCAGAAAAUUGAGGAGGAGGUUCCUAUGGAUCAGGCCCGUUUGACACGCGACUGCGAGGCAGAGCUGAAGCGCUUGCCGGAAGAGGUCUCUCAGUAUCUGCAGGAGAUCGAGAGCAGUGGCUCCCGGAAAGAGACUCUGAUGGGUCAGGCCAAUGACAGCCACAGCUCCGGCCCCGCCUCGAACUCCAGCACGCCCCCUUAUUCCUCCCCUAACCACAGCUGGAGCAACAUUUCCAAUAUCUCGUCCUGAGUGCUGGACUCCUCCUCCACCUCAAACACUCCCGUCUAGUCAAAGACGGACGGAUACUACAGGAGUGUAUUAGUGAUACUAUCUUUGUUUAAUUUGUUUUUCUUAUCACUCUUUCCAAUCCAUUUCUGUCCGCAGUGGAUUUUAAGAAUAGAUAUAGUAUUACUAAAAGUUGUAUGCAUUCUCUUAUGAUUGUUUUUAUUUUUUUUUAGCUUGCGUACACUUUACCACCUUGUCUGUCUGAAUCAGUUCUUUUUAACCAAAAUCUUGUUUUAAUCCAUAAACAGUGGAUUUUAUCAAGCUUUAAUAAUCCGGGCUCUAUCUAAUUCAUACUACCACCUGUAUGCAAGAUACCUGUGGAAACCAGAGGGAUGGGGCUUUUCUAUUUAUUUUCGGAUGUAUAUUGUGCACUUUUGCAGCUUUAUUGGUAGUGCAGCGAGUUGUCCUAUAGGUGGCAGUGUAAUUUUGGCAGUAGUGAAUUCUGACGCUGUGAUGCUAGCAAGGCUCAUGCUUAGUCUUAAAGGUACAUGUUUACAUAAUGCACAGAUGGACUAUUUCUUACUCCCCCCAACACAAUUCAUUUUUCCACAGCGACGAAACAUCGGUCUUGUGAAUGUUGAUCAGGCCAUGAGCACACUGUCUGAAAAAUGCAGAUUACGCAGCUUUUCACUGGGGCAAUACCCUCAAGGGACAACUUUGUACCUAAUCUUCCCCCCCAAAAAGUGCAUAUUAGUACCAAUUUGUUCAUAAAAACUAAUAAGUAUCCUUAAAGUGAUAACUUUUAGGGCUAAAUAAGGUGCUAAAUUGACCAUUUUAGGGGUACCGCCUCAGUGACAAGAUGCUGUAGGCCUAAAAUGCAAUUUCUGCACAUAUUUUCCUAAAAGUGUAUAUUGUUUUUGUGUCCGAUGACACUAAAAUGUUUAAGUGCCUCACAUAUGCAUGUAUUUCGCUUGAACUCUCUCACCCAGUUAAUGCAUUCUAAAAUCCCAUAAUCCCCCGCUCUCUUUCCUUUACCUCCCCCGUAUCUGUCUCUCUAUCGGUUGGUUUAAUCUAAUCUAAUCCAGAUUCAGUGUAAUUGGCAGUGAUCCCGCAUCUCACAACAAAUCCAGUGAUGUCUAGGAAACUUCAACCUGCCGAACCCUUUUGAAUCUUGUCACGUUCUGGGUGCGGUGUCAGGAACACUGUGCACAAAUCCCUCGUCUGGCUUUAUCGGGGUCUAUUCAGAGUCGUGUUGCAUAACAUGCAGCAAAGCAGAGCAUAUGAGAUGAGUUUUUAAUGUGAGAUUGAAGCAAGACUUUUAUAGCUUAGCUCUGAUCACCACAAUCCAGGGCUUUUUUAAUCCAUUAGAAUGUAUGAUGUUUGGAUUUUGCUUUCUCGUACUGUAAUCUGGUCAGCUGCCCCCCCCCACUUCCUGUUUACUUUCAUAUAUUUGGUCAGUUUUUUAGUUUGAUGUCCAUGUGCAUCUUUUCCGCACCUUGUUUUCCAUUCUCUUCGUGUCUCUCAGGGCUUCGCGGCUUAAUAUUAAGGCAGUUGGAGUUGAGCGAGCCUCAUUCUCACUGGUGUGCUUGGUGCAUAAUGAUCUCAAUGGAAGCACUUUGAGAAAGACAGUGAUUUCAGCACUUAUGAUAAUCAAACAAUUACAUUUGCUGAGCGAGUAACAUAAUAUGCAUCAUGGACAUGACGGUUCUUCUGCAUGCUUGGAUGGUAACAUUUCUAGUGUAAUUUACAAAGCGUGUGUGUGUGUGUGUGUGAGGUAAGCGCUGGCUGUGAGAAUGAAGACUGCACAGUAGAGUUUAGAAGGCCAGAAGCCAAAGGGCUGAAAGAGAUGAGAUGGACAACACUAUCGUUUGCUAUGAGAAGAGAGCAUGAGCUUAUGUGACUCAGCCCACACAGUAUAAUGUGUUCAUAUGUUAAGUCAAUAGCUUUAUUUACCCAUAUGGACAGGGAUAAAUGGUACUUGCAUGGAAACAUUUCCUCUCUCCAUGUCUUGUUAUCUUUGGAGAGGGACAUUAGUGUUGUACAUUCUACCAGGAAAUAUUAAAGUGUGUAUUUCAGUCGAAACCACAUAGAAGUUUAUAUCCAUCUACAUAGAAUUCAUUCCAUUUUAGACAUAAAUGAAUUUUACUACUGACUAGAGAAGAAGUUGAAGGUGACGUGUGUCUUUUUGCUUGCAUCUUAGGCUGAUCUAGUGUCCCAAAAACACGUGCGCACUGUACAGUCAACCUAAGCACCUUUCAGUCUUCUGCUGCCUGUCCGGCAUUUGAUUUCUUACCUUAAAUUAGGUGCAGGUGUUUUUUUUUUUUUGUUUGUUUGUUUUUGAGAAACACCCCAGUACUUUAUGGCCUGUAUUUUUAUUUUUAUGAUUAUGACACUUUAUGGUCGUCUUGUUCUUUACAGUGGCAUGAUUCUGUAGUGUUCCUAUGAUACUGUAUAUCUCAUUAUGGUUCGGUUUUGUUUAUAGACUGUAGUAAUGGUACUAUUUUAUCAUUUAAAAACCCAUCAAUUCCUUUUUGAAAUCAUGUAAUUUAGAAACCCACUUUUUAUUGUAUUAAAAUGGGACGAAAUUCAGGUGGUUGUUCUGAUUUUGAAUUUUCUUUUGAUUUUAGCACCUUUUAUUGUUGUUUUAUUAAUGCUUGCAAAGCAUGUCCUGUAAAUUGACUGUUGUUGGUACAGGUUUUUUUCUUCUUCUUUCAAAGCAGACAUUAGCAUGCCAAGUUCAGUUUAUAAUCAGACAUCCUCAGGGGACAAGCCAGGCUGGUCCAUCACACAUGUGGGCCAAACUGAGUGAUGCUGGUGUGUGUACUGAAAUCAGUGAGGACUGUAGUCAGACUUUAAGGGACAAAACAUGCUUACCCAAGGGCUAACUUGUGCUCUGCCUCAAUUACAGCUUUAACCAAGUACAUAUGUCAUCUCUUUCUGCAUGUGUCUCUUUAUCACCUUCCUACCGAAACACUCUUUUGUUAACACUGUAUGUAGAUAAUGUACUGGUCUGCCUUGUUUAAAGGGAACAUUAUUACUCUGGAUGUAAUUUUUAUUGCCUCGAUAAAUAAUAUUACUGUACAUUCAAUAAAUACAAAACAUUGUCAGAAA
Carassius gibelio (silver crucian carp) is the source of this 7238-nucleotide messenger RNA. RefSeq names its product phospholipase C, beta 3 (phosphatidylinositol-specific) (gene plcb3). Gene Ontology annotation, biological process: lipid catabolic process; phosphatidylinositol-mediated signaling. The record is from RefSeq and is a predicted model, not a curated record. The transcript has 34 exons. Gene Ontology annotation, molecular function: phosphatidylinositol-4,5-bisphosphate phospholipase C activity; calcium ion binding; calmodulin binding. NCBI's taxonomy places the organism in Eukaryota, Metazoa, Chordata, Actinopteri, Cypriniformes, Cyprinidae. Bases 477 to 4151 code for a protein of 1224 amino acids.